AUGGAGGGUGGCCGGCGCGUUCUGGUGGACACGGGAGUGAAGUUCGGUCUGUCAGCGCCGCCGCUUAACUCGGGGCCGAGCAUGGCGACGGUGAACAUGUCGUUCUACCGCUGGGAGAGCGUCGUGCCGCCGUCCGUCGUCGACUGGCGGAAGACCGUCGCCAUGACCGCCGUCCAGACGCAAUUUGUGCCCAGAGUCGUCGCUUCCUUCUUCAAUUCCCUUCCGCAGUGCUCAAGCUGCUGGGCGAUCGCGGCCGUCGAUUCCAUCGCCAUAAUGUGGGCGAUCGCCAACAACGGCACCGGGACGAAUCUGUCGGCGCAGCAGGUGUGCGACUGUGGGACGAAGCAGUGCUGCCAGGGCGGGUGGCCCGAGUGGGCCUUCUCCUACGUGCUCUUCAACGGCGGCAUCACAUAUAACGACAACUACCGCUACCUCGCCUACGAUUCCGCCACGUGUCUGCUUGACACAUCCAUGCCGACCGCGGCGCAGAUCACGGGGUGGGAGCUGGUGCCGGCAUUCAACGCCAUGGCGCUCAUGAAGGCCGUCAGCAUGCAGCCCGUCGUCGCCUUCAUCAGCGCCUCCGCCGCCGACUUCACCGCGUACUCAAACCUUAACGGGAUUAAUAUUUACAACGGGGUGUGCACCACGGAUGUGAAUCACGUGGUGGUGGUGGUGGGCUUUAACUACACGGGGCCGGACCUCAAAGGCAGCUACUGGAUCAUCAAGAACUCGUGGUACGCCACGUGGGGCGACCGCGGCUACAUGUACCUCGCCAUGACGCCCGACGUGCGCGGGAAAUGCGGCAUCUUAUCGUAUGUUUCCGAGUUCGCUUCCCCUCUCCCCGUAUUUCUGACAGUUGAGUCUUCCUCCCAGUCUCCUCGCCCCCUCCGUCGAGCCUUGGAAGAAGUUCGUUCCGUCGCGCCUUGGAUUCAUUGCGUUCCGUCGCGCCUUGGAUUCAUUGCGUCCGUCGCGCCUCGGAUUCAUUGCGUUCCGUCACGCCUAGGAAGCACUUUGUUCCGUCGCGCCUAUGAGGCAUUUUGUUCCGUCAGUUCCAAGGAGAGCGGCGCCGUUCCGAUUCCCGGAACACCCGCCAUGUAUCCCGCCUACUUCCCAUCCAGCCAGCAGCCGGCGCGCUUCUAUUCCGACAAGCGCGGCAGGUGGAAAAUCGACAGGGAGGACGACCUCUCGUCGUCGCUCUUCCCCUCCAUCCUCUCUCUUCUAACCACCGCCAACAACGCCACCAUCAACAAUUUCAUUACGAGCAUGCUGAGUACGACAUGCGCGGGGAUCAUCAACCCGUGCGGUGGGGGCAGUUGUUACGUGAGCGGUGGAGUUCCGCGGUGCGACUGCAGCGCUUUGGCGAAUUUUGUGGAGAUGCUGGGAUUGCCCACGUCCAAGUGCGUGCCGCGAAGUCCCUGCACGACAGCUCCAGUGAAUCCCUGCGGCGGCGGAACGUGCAGCGAUGUGGGUGACGGGACGUACACAUGCGCGUGCUCUGCGGGUUACGCCAUUGGCGCAGCUGUCGACGGUUCGCCGACGUGCGUUCCUGCAGCUGGCCUCGCGAAGUCCUAUGUUACCAACCCUGGCGACAACUGCACGUAUGUCGCGACAGCUUUCGGCAUUUCGACCACCACGCUGGCAAGCCUCAACACUUUCAUCAACUGCUCCGUUACAGAAUACCUCCCUCCAGGAAUUGUUCUUACAGUCUCGGCAGCAGUGACUUCCUUAUCCUCAUAUUGCACCAACACAUACACUGUCCGACAUUCCGACACUUGCACUUCUGUAGCAAACACUUUCUUCAACGGAUCCCUCACUUCCCUUAUGGCAAGCAACCCUGGCUUGUCGUGCAAGCGCUUGUUCAAGUCACAGCAAAUAUGCCUUCAAAUGGUCACCGCAUCGACAACAUCGUCGGCUCUACAGUGCGGGCAAAGUGUCGUGGUGGUCAUGGGAGACAACUGUGCUUCUGUCGCUGUAAAAUACUCGGUCGACGGUGCAACAUUUGCCCUGCUCAAUCCAGGCGUCAACUGCAACAGCAAUCUUGCAGUGGGCUCAUACGUCUGUGUGGCACCAUCAGCACCUUCCACCAACAUCAACUGCACGGGGUGGUACCGGGUGAUGCAGGGCGACACAUGCCCCUCCAUCUGGAAUGGAGCCAACCUCACCAUGUCCAUGUUCCUCACCAUCAACCCUGGCAUCCAGUGCCAGGCGCCCUACCUGGUGGUGGGCCAGCAGGUCUGCAUCGACUCACCCCUCCUCACCACCAUGCAGCGAAACCCAAACGCCAACUACUCAAUCUACACCGUCCGUGCCGGCGAUACCCUCUCCAACAUCUCCUCCCUCUACCUCCGUCGUUGCACGGCACUCUCUGUAUCCCCUGCUGCCAUUGCCGCUCAAAACUUCAUCACCGACUUGUCUGCCCCGCUCGCCGUCAACACCAGCCUCAUCAUCCCCUGUAUCGGCGGCUUUGGUAUGAUUGACGCUGGUUGUGCGGCAUCGCUCCCAGUGUGCGGAGUGGAUUACGUCCUUUACCCGUCGUUCUGCGAUGCAGCUGCCAACUACGCUCUCCCAGUCUCCGAUGCUAGCCUGUGCUAUGAUAGGUGUGCGGUUGGGUGCGUUAACCGCAUGGGGAUAAAGCCGCUCAACACCUCUGGCUGCACGCAAGCCAUCUGCCCAUAUCCAACCUGGUUCGGAGGAGAUGAAUGCACUUUGGGAUACGGAAACAACAAUACCGCACCAUGCUGCAACUACCGGAAUACGUUCUGCGACAGGCAGUGCAGCCUAAGUGCUGAAAGUCUGGGCGGUACCUCCACAGCCAGAACUAAAACCUACAAUAGCUGCAUGGGCAAUUGCAUGUGCUGCGGUAUAUUCCCGUGCGGGGGCUCAUGGACGUGCAACACGUGGAACGACGCCUGCUAUAAGACCACACCGCACACUUGCACGUUCUACAUGACAACUGGGUACACGUUCAUCUGCAGCUACUACCCUGCUGUGGUUCCCACGCCUUAA
Closterium sp. Yama58-4 is the source of this 3006-nucleotide messenger RNA. The record is from the annotation of a GenBank genome assembly. Lineage: Eukaryota; Viridiplantae; Streptophyta; Zygnematophyceae; Desmidiales; Closteriaceae.